Ornithodoros turicata is the source of this 1250-nucleotide messenger RNA. Its product is annotated as WD repeat-containing protein 86-like. Lineage: Eukaryota; Metazoa; Arthropoda; Arachnida; Ixodida; Argasidae. The record is from RefSeq and is a predicted model, not a curated record. The transcript has 7 exons. Bases 1 to 1230 code for a protein of 409 amino acids. Gene Ontology annotation, molecular function: protein binding.
AUGGGCUGUGCCUCUUCGAGGACCACACAGCCAACCAUCAUCAAGGGUUUCCUCAUAGAGAAGCUCGAAAUUCACGGGGGCGGCAUCAACUGUACAGCUCUUAGCGAAGACUACUCUCUACUGGCGACGGGCAGCGAAGACGAGACGGUGAACCUGUGGAGCACCCAGUCCACGCCCGUGGAGCUCCUGGGCACGCUCCAGGGCCACACCAGCUACGUAACCCACGCGGUCGUUCACGGGAACUACGUGGUGACCGCGUCGGCGGACAAGACGCUCAAGAAAUGGUCCAUUGUGGAUGCGCGCUGCGUGUACACGUAUCACGGCCAUACGGCUCGAGUCAAUCGGGUCCUGUGUACGGGAGAUUUCGUGUUCAGCACUUCGCAUGACAAGACGGCCAUAGCGUGGCAUUUCAGUGCGGACGUUAUACUGCAGGAAGAACUGGAACGCCAAAUGUUGGCCCAAGUGAGUCAACCCGAACCCGUGGGUCUCAACGGAUCCCAAAGCCAAGAGGAGGAUCCUGAGAGCGACGACAACGGGGACGACAACGAGGAAGAGCAACGGCCAAACAUAGUCAUCACGGGGUCCCACGACUGCACGGCACGCACAUGGGACCUGUACUCUUGCGAAUGCCUCAAGGUUCUAAAGGGACACACGGCACCUAUCAACGCGAUGGCGGUGGACAGCGAAGGUCGACUGCUUUUCACCGGGGGCGGAGACGGUGUCAUACGAUCUUGGUACCUGAAAAGCGGAGAAUGCCAGAGGGUGCUGACGGGACACCAGGGGGCCAUCGUUUGCCUUCUUGCUCAUGGCCGCAUGCUGUACUCAGGCAGCUCCGACCACACCGCGCGUGCUUGGGUGAUGGAGUUUGGCGAAUGCACACGAGUGUAUAGGGGUCAUCACCACACAGUGGACUGCAUCCGCUACCACGACCGGAUGUUAUACACAGGUUCCGGAGACAAGGUUGCCAGAAUGUACGAAGCCAAAUCUGGAACGCUCAAGAGGUCGUUCCGAGGCCACGAGAACGGUGUCGUCUGCAUUGAGGUUGUCGAUGGGAGACUGUUCACCGGUUCCUACGACGGAGCCGUUUUCGUCUGGGACACAACAGGCGUCAUCGACGAAACUGUUUUUGGCGAAGAGGACCUUGAGCUGGAAGAGGAAGAACUACCCGAAGAUAGCGAUGAAGUCAAGAAGGCUGUCAACUUCCUGGAGCCGUUCAUUCACGAAGGUUGAACAAAGGGCAUCCAACUAUU